This is a messenger RNA of Stegastes partitus (bicolor damselfish), 3572 nucleotides long. It is a transcript of the gene clpxb, whose product is annotated as caseinolytic mitochondrial matrix peptidase chaperone subunit Xb. The record is from RefSeq and is a predicted model, not a curated record. Gene Ontology annotation, biological process: protein folding. Lineage: Eukaryota; Metazoa; Chordata; Actinopteri; Pomacentridae. Bases 294 to 2168 code for a protein of 624 amino acids. Gene Ontology annotation, molecular function: ATP binding; ATP-dependent protein folding chaperone; ATP hydrolysis activity. The transcript is spliced from 15 exons. Gene Ontology annotation, cellular component: mitochondrial matrix.
UACUGUACCGACAGGCAGGGCUAGCCAGCUAGCCGGGCAUCCGACCUAACCUACUUCACAGCAGCAGCGUUACAUCACUUUGGGUCGUGUCCCACCUGGGAAAUAACGGCCUAAAGGAAGCCACUCUUUCACAUUCAUGCAAUAGAGACUUUGACAUUAGCAUGACACACUGACCUGUCACAUUACAACGAGAAGGCGACAGCUGUAGUGACUUAGCAAAUUUGUUUUUUCCGAGAGAGCUGUCAAGACGCGGCUGGUUUCAUCGUGCACUGAUUUAGACACAGAAGACAGAGAUGUCCUGUCCGUGCACCUCGGCUGCCAGGUUGUUCCUCAACACAGCCCACAGAGGACUGUCAUGCUCCCGGAUUCAGUUGUUUUCUCUGAGUCGUCAGGGGUCUCGGGAAACUCAUUUGCCUCCCCGGGUACGUGUGAGGUCAUUUUCAGAGACUGCUGUCUGUUAUGCCUCUAAAGAUGGAACAACAAAGGACAGUGGAAGCGACGGUGGAAAGAAAAGCAUCAGUGAGGGGAAGAGACUGUCUGGCUCUGGAGGAUCAGGCAAGGGUGGAAGCCAGCUCCGCUGCCCUAAAUGUGGAGACCCGUGUACACAUGUAGAGACCUUUGUAUCAUCAACACGAUUUGUGAAAUGUGAGAAAUGUCAUCACUUUUUCGUGGUCCUGUCUGAGACGGACUCUAAGAAAGGGCUAAACAAAGAGCCAGAAUCUGCUGCGGAGGCAGUGAAACUGGCAUUUGCACAGAAACCUCCCCCUCCCCCCAAGAAGAUAUACGCCUAUCUCGACAAGUACGUUGUUGGCCAGUCUUAUGCAAAAAAGGUGUUGGCUGUUGCAGUAUACAAUCACUACAAGCGCAUCUACAACAACAUCCCUGCUGGGAGUCGACAGCAGGUGGAGGUCGAAAAACAGCCGUCUUUAACACCUCGUGAGCUAGAGAUGAGAAGACGAGAGGAUGAAUACAGAUUCACAAAGCUGCUGCAGAUUGCGGGGAUCAGUCCUCAUGGAAAUGCUCUUGGAGCGUCAAUGCAGCAGCAGGCGAGCCAGCAGGCACCUCAGGAGAGGAGGGGAGGGGAGGUGCUGGACUCCACACACACUGACAUUAAACUGGAGAAGAGCAACAUCAUACUUCUAGGUCCAACUGGGUCAGGAAAAACAUUGUUGGCGCAGACUCUGGCACGUUGUCUGGAUGUACCAUUUGCAAUUUGCGAUUGCACCACACUAACUCAAGCUGGAUACGUGGGAGAAGACAUCGAGUCAGUUAUUGCCAAACUUCUGCAGGAUGCCAACUACUCAGUGGAGAAAGCACAGCAAGGUAUUGUGUUCCUGGACGAGGUUGAUAAGAUUGGCAGCGUGCCUGGAAUCCAUCAGCUGAGAGAUGUGGGUGGGGAGGGAGUUCAGCAGGGUUUGCUUAAACUCUUGGAGGGGACAAUUGUCAACGUUCCCGAGAAAAACUCCAGGAAACUGAGAGGAGAAACGGUGCAGGUCGACACAACAAACAUCUUGUUUGUUGCAUCCGGUGCCUUCAAUGGACUUGACAGAAUCAUUAGUAGAAGAAAGAAUGAAAAGUAUUUGGGCUUUGGAACUCCCUCUAACCUGGGGAAAGGGCGCCGUGCAGCCGCUGCAGCAGACUUGGCCAACACCAGCGGUGAGACCGACACCGUUGCAGAGAUCGAGGAGAAGGACAGGCUGCUUAAGCACGUAGAGGCCAGGGACCUGAUUGAGUUCGGCAUGAUCCCAGAGUUUGUUGGCCGUCUUCCUGUCGUUGUUCCUCUGCACAGCCUGGAUGAAGAAACACUCGUCCGGAUCUUGACUGAACCUCGCAAUGCUGUGGUGCCUCAGUACCAGGCUCUGUUCAGCAUGGACAAAUGUGAACUCAAUGUAACUCAAGAUGCCUUGAAGGCCAUUGCCAGAAUGGCCCUGGAGAGAAAAACUGGAGCCCGUGGGCUCAGAUCAAUUAUGGAAAAGCUCCUUCUUGAGCCCAUGUUCGAGGUGCCGCACUCUGACAUCAUGGCUGUUGAGCUGGAUAAAGAUGUUGUUCAAGGAAAAUCCCAACCCAGAUACAUCAGAACUCCAGCCAAGGAGUCGACAGAAGAGGAGUACGACUCUGGCAUUGAGGAGGAGAACUGGCCUCGGCAGGCGGACGCUGCUAACAACUGAACCACAUGUGACGCAUUUCACCUAAAGGCCGUUCUGUCACAAAUCAUUAGAUUACUAUGAACCUUUUGGAUGCCAAGCUUGGUACCAAGUCUUUUAUUAUAGCCCCUGACAGUAAGCUCUGGACAUCGCUGAAGAGGUUUUCAACCUGAACAAGUUGAGAGAGUGUAACAACCUUUGGUCCUGUGCAUCAGGUGUUAAUUCUGUAGUGGUGUACUCACAGGGUGGACCUUAAUAAAAUAUUUCAAUCUCUGGGGAUUGUUAACAUUUUAUCUAUAUAAAGAUAAUGCAAUUUUAUUCAUGAAAGUAUUUGUAGCUAGUUUAUUUGUUUUCUCUUGUUGUGGUGAUGGGCUGUAAUGGCACGGGAAGCAAAUGGAAGUAAAUGGGAUCAUACUGUACACUUGAAAACAUGGGGCGCUGAGAAAAGUGUAAAUGUGAUGUUACCAUGUCAAGUUAAUGCCUUAUAUCAUAAGGGCACGAUAUUCCAUGAGCACAUCAAUAUUUUGAUGUUUUCUUCUUUACCACCAUUGUAAUAAUGGUGCUCACAGUGAAAUGGGCUGUAAAUGUUUAGCUACGCUGCUUUGGUAGCAUUUGUAAGCAGUUUGUAUGACACAACCUCUAAUUAGGAGAACAUAUUGUGAAGUAUAACGCACCAGCACACUAAACACAGCAGGUGACAAACAAGGGUGACCUUUUAAACAGCCAGAAUGGUUAUUUUUCCGUGUUUUGCUUCUUCUUUUAGCCCACUCUUUAAGAAAUGUAUAUGUGUUUACUUACAGGCCUCUGUAUCGCAGGACCGGAUCAGAGGGCUGCUUCACAAAGCAGGAUUAGCAGGUUAGCAGGGUAACUUGAAGUGCUGAUGAAAUAUCUUUUCAAGUUCUGUUUUGUAGUUCUCCAGUGUUCAUGACUGAAUCAUAUCGCUAAGCCAGAUAUUUAAGUUUAUUCUCCAGAUUCAAGUUAUUAUCAGGUGGAUAGUCUCAGGUUGAACCGGCUUAGUCUCCAAACCUGCUUUGUGAAGCACUCCUCAGAACAAAACAGAUAUUUUUAUUUCCUCUGUGUGUGCCCCACUGUCAGAAACUCAGCUCACCUUUAGUGAUGUUAAUAACCUGUUACUAAAUGGUACCUCAGUACACGUCUGUAGUCACGUCUCUACCUAAAUGCUCUCUGACUGAACCACGCUGCUGUACUCUCUAAAACGCUGUCUGUGCUAUAAAAUUAGAUUAAACUAGAUUUGUUCUCCCUUUGCUUUAAGUUUCAUUUUCUUUCAGUAAACUUUCAGAACUGCUUUUGUUUUCAGAGGUCUGUUACAAACCUGUAAACCCCCCACGAAAACAUUUGUGACCCUCAAAUUCAUUGUGAUUGUUUAAAAUAUAUAAAUAAAAUGUAUAUCUCUGUACAAAAUUUAAA